Messenger RNA from Salarias fasciatus (jewelled blenny), 1261 nucleotides. RefSeq names its product PR domain containing 12a (gene prdm12a). The record is from RefSeq and is a predicted model, not a curated record. Gene Ontology annotation, biological process: neurogenesis; regulation of gene expression. The transcript is spliced from 5 exons. Bases 6 to 1208 code for a protein of 400 amino acids. Lineage: Eukaryota; Metazoa; Chordata; Actinopteri; Blenniiformes; Blenniidae. Gene Ontology annotation, cellular component: nucleus. Gene Ontology annotation, molecular function: histone methyltransferase binding.
GCACCAUGGGCUCCGUGCUUCCCGCCGACGCUCUGGCCCUCAAGUCUGGAUUUAAGUGUCCGGGCCGCGCGCUGUCGGACGUGAUCACGUCGGACAUCCUGCACAGCUUCCUGUACGGCAGGUGGAGGAACGUGCUGGGGGAACACCUGGCGGAGGAGCGGCAGAGCGCCGGUACCGGCGGCGGCGCCGGCACCGGCUGCAACCCCAAGACCGCCUUCACCGCGGAGGUGCUGGCCCAGUCCUUCGCUGGAGAGGUGCAGAAGCUGUCCAGCCUGGUGCUUCCCAGCGAGGUGAUCAUCGCGCAGAGCUCCAUCCCGGGAGAAGGUCUGGGAAUCUUCUCCAAGACCUGGAUCAAGGCCGGGACCGAGAUGGGCCCCUUCACCGGGAGACUGCUGUCCCCCGAGCACGUGGACAUCUUCAAGAACAACAACCUCAUGUGGGAGGUGUUCAACGAGGACGGCACCGUGCGCUACUUCAUCGACGCCAGCCAGGAGGACCAGCGCAGCUGGAUGACCUACAUCAAGUGCGCCCGGAACGAGCAGGAGCAGAACCUGGAGGUGGUCCAGAUCGGGAGCAGCAUCUUCUACAAGGCCGUGGAGACAAUCCCGCCGGACCAGGAGCUUCUCGUCUGGUACGGAAACACUCACAACACCUUCCUGGGAAUCCCUGGAGUUCCCGGUGUGGACGAAGAACACCAGAAGAAGAUCAGAAAUGAUGACCCCCACUCCUGUGACGGCUCCUCCUCCUGCUCCCCCUCCUCCUCCUCCUCUUCCUCCUCCUCCUCCUCCUCCGCCGCUCACGCGCCCACCACCGCGGGGCGCAUGCGCUGCGUCAUCUGCCACCGCGGCUUCAACUCGCGCAGCAACCUGCGCUCGCACAUGCGCAUCCACACGCUGGACAAGCCGUUCGUCUGCCGCUUCUGCAACCGCCGCUUCAGCCAGUCGUCCACGCUGCGCAACCACGUGCGCCUGCACACCGGCGAGCGGCCCUACAAGUGCCACGUGUGCCAGAGCGCGUACUCGCAGCUGGCGGGCCUGAGGGCGCACCAGAAGAGCGCGCGCCACAAGCCGGUGAACGGCGCGGGCGCGGGCGCGGGCGCGGUGGCCCCCCGCGUGUCCCCCCCUCCCCCGCCGCCCCCGCCGCCGCAGAUGCCCCCCCUGCCCCACCAGAUGCCCCUCGUGCACCACAUCCCCACCAUGGUGCUAUGAUGGCGCGCGCACGCUGCCGCGCUCAUUGACGUUGCACUUUAGAUUAGAAGCGU